Ilyonectria robusta is the source of this 483-nucleotide messenger RNA. Its product is annotated as DNase1 protein. The coding region runs from base 1 to 483 and encodes 160 amino acids. The transcript has a single exon. The record is from RefSeq and is a predicted model, not a curated record. NCBI's taxonomy places the organism in Eukaryota, Fungi, Ascomycota, Sordariomycetes, Hypocreales, Nectriaceae.
AUGCAGUUCGCUACCGCUCUCCUGGCCAUGGCUGCCGCCGCCACCACUGUUGCCGCCAACACUGUCACUUUCUGGACCCUUGACGAUGUCACUCGCACCAUCGUCUUCACCCCUAGCGCUGGCCACGCUGAGAUCGACUCCGUCACUGUCGACAGCACGAAGAACACCACUGUCACCUUCCCCGAUGGCUACAUUGGCAACUACUACGCCAUUCAGGAGGGUGCCGAGAGCGUCCCUGGCAUGCUCGGCGAGGUCACCUUCGGUGGCUGGGGCGGCCUGACCUACUUCGAUGUCUCCGCCAUUGUCAACCCUGCCGACCACGACAACGUCAAGCAGAUGUGGCCCGUCAAGACCCGUGAGCCCAUGUCUGGCUGCGACGUCUUCCCCUGCAACAACGCCUACUACCUCCCUGACGACGUCCAGACCAAGGUUACUGAGGAGGUCGACCUCAUCAGCACUCUGGGUGCCGGCUCCGUCUACUAA